CCCAGUGGACGAUCACAGCAUCACAACGCCGUGGGGAAAAAAAAAGCCCUGUACUCCGUUAUACCGUAGUAUGGCAUCCAGGAGAAUGGAGACCAAACCAGUGAUAACAUGCCUCAAAACGCUCCUCAUCGUUUACUCCUUUGUUUUCUGGAUCACUGGGGCCAUCCUCCUCGCUGUGGGAGUAUGGGGAAAGCUGAUGCUCGGACCAUACAUCUCCCUCAUCGCUGACAACUCCACCAACGCCCCGUACGUGCUUAUCGGCACCGGCACCACCAUCAUCGUCUUCGGCCUGUUCGGCUGCUUUGCCACCUGCCGCGGGAGCCCAUGGAUGCUCAAGCUGUACGCCAUGUUUCUGUCGCUGGUCUUCCUCGCAGAGCUGGUGGCAGGCAUCUCCGGCUUUGUUUUUCGUCAUGAAAUAAAAGGAACCUUCCUGCGGACGUACACCGAUGCGGUGCAGAACUAUAACACCGAGGACGAGAGGAGCCAGGCAGUCGACAAUGUGCAGCGCAGUCUGCGGUGCUGCGGAGUGCUGAACUACACCAGCUGGUUCACCAGCGUUUACUACCCGGCCAACGGCAUCCCACCCAGCUGCUGCGCCAACCUCUCCGACUGCAGUCCCCAGGACCUCCGCAACGCCACCAUCGCCCCCAGCAAGGUGUAUCAACAGGGUUGCUAUGAGCUGGUGACCUCCUUCAUUGAAACCAAUAUGGGCAUCAUCGCAGGAGUGGCAUUCGGCAUCGCAUUCUCACAGCUGAUCGGCAUGCUGCUCGCCUGCUGUCUGUCUCGGUUUAUCACUGCUAAUCAGUAUGAAAUGGUGUAGCAGCGAAGGCGCAGAAGGCGAAAGAGACGGCAAAUGUCACCUUGAGACGUCGGGGGAGACAGCCCCGGAAUGCUAGCACACUCCAUUCUUGAUUCCCUGUACUUUUUACCUGUUCCUUUUCUUUCUCUCUCUCUCUCUCUCUCUCUCGUCUCAGUAACUUACUCAUGUGUAUCAUUCCUUAACUUGCAAGUUGUGCCAUAAAAACCCGAGCUUUUUUCAGGGCUGUAACUCUAGUUAAGCACUCCUAGUGCUCCUGCUGAACUCACUACAAGGUCUGGUCCCACUUUCUCCAUUGCCGAAUGCAUGUAGAACAGGGACUGCUAGAGUCUGCCUGAUCCUCUGUAAAGUAUUAAGUGUAUUUCUAUUAAAAUGGAAAACAAUAUGUGUCACACACAGAUAUUUUCCAUCCACUAAAUUUUGCAGCCCGAAAUAGAAAUUAAUGUGAUGAUAUAUUGAUAUACUUGAAAAUUGAAAGGAUGAACUCCAUUUUAAAGAACCAAUAUUUGAAGAGCUUCAUAAUCCUGGAUGGUAAUCUACAGCCUUUUUUCUUAUUGACAUAUAUUGCAUCUGCUUUUUGCUGCUAUAAGGAGUACAAUUCAGUAUCCUGUUAAAAAACUUAAUCUUGCUUAAUAUGAACUGGUGCAAGUUGCUUUCUGUUGAUGUGUUUGUGUUGCUGUUUUUUUAACUGGGAGUUGUCUUUGUUCACAUGGGUCUGUACUUGGUGUUCUCUGCCACUCCACCCCAGUGCCUUCAAAUAUUUCCUACGAUUUUCUUUCUUUAAAUGUGGCUUAGGUAGGAUGAAAAUUGCAAAUGUUGGGUUUGUACACACAUUUGUACACAAGUGCAGCCUGACUGCCAAACUGCAGUUCAGAUCUGGAGUGAGACAGAACUUGUACCCAAUUUCACUCUGUUUCACCAAAGUGUGAGACCGUAAACUGCCUGUACAUUAUCACGGCAUGCCCGGGUUGAUCACCCGAGAAGUGCUUAUUGAUGAUGGCAACAAAGAGUGCCCUCGCUCUCUACUUCAUCAUGUUUCUCAAGUGACAGGAGCCUUAUGGAGGUGACAGUCAGUGCUACAGUGUCAUUGCCAGAACUCUGUUGCUAAGGCGUGGAUUUGACGUGAGAGAGAACUUAUGUCACUUUUAAUAAAGACGAAAAGGUGGCGUAUUAAAGCCAUCAACAUUUUCAAUGCUUUAAUAAAAUGUACGUAUGCCAAGAAUUCCACUGCAAAGUAAAAAAGCUCUGGAAUUUUGUUCAACUUGUCUGAGUCCUUCAAAUGAUGCAAGUUUUAGCUCAGCAGGAGCUGGGCAGACAGGAAACACCCUGAAACACCCCAAAACACCCCUAGACAGUGAGAGCUGUCUCCAUUUUUCCCUGUGCAUUUAGCCUGUGUUCUGGAUACGCAACUUUGUUUCAUGCCCUUCAAGGGAAGUGAUGUAUACAAGUGCCAGGCUGACCAUCAAGAGGAGUUUACAAUGGCUGCUGUGACAUUUAUUGCUCCAUUAUGUUAAUAAGUAUUCAUCUGAAGACAUAUAGAAAAGGGGAGAACUACAGGGAGCUUAGACUAGGCACUGUACCAUAUCAACCACUAGUGUGAACUUAUGAAAAAAUCUUAUAUUUAACUGAUAGGGUGGAUCAAGAAACUGGUUUAAUGUAGUUGAACAGAUUUACCCGCUACAUGACAUGGAAUACAUACGGGCAUACGGACCCCUAAAACUGUGAAAAAUUAAAAAAUGAGUAUCCUGUUUGGCUGGUGUCUUAUUGAAUAUUUAUACAGUACAUAGCAACAAAAGACCUGACACUAGGAGCAAUACUACUGAGCCUGUAGGGUAGCCAUGUGGCUUUUGAGACCUGGGGAGGAAGUGGAGAGAACACCGAAGUCACUGACGGCGUAAAUUAUUUACAAACAUGUGAUGUGAGUAACUCGGGCCUUGAGGCUCAUCAAGCGACCCUUUGUAUCUUUGUGUAUGUGUUUAUUGCCUUGUUUUGACGUUGUUAUGGCAGUCGCCGCUGCCCCAUGUAUGUAGCUGGAUCAAUAUUAGAAGUCGGUCUAGAAAAACACAGUGUAAAGG
This is a messenger RNA of Scleropages formosus (Asian bonytongue), 2892 nucleotides long. It is a transcript of the gene tspan7, whose product is annotated as tetraspanin 7. The transcript has 8 exons. The coding region runs from base 71 to 820 and encodes 249 amino acids. The record is from RefSeq and is a predicted model, not a curated record. NCBI's taxonomy places the organism in Eukaryota, Metazoa, Chordata, Actinopteri, Osteoglossiformes, Osteoglossidae. Gene Ontology annotation, cellular component: plasma membrane.